Molecule: messenger RNA, 450 nt
Organism: Uranotaenia lowii
Lineage: Eukaryota; Metazoa; Arthropoda; Insecta; Diptera; Culicidae
Exons: 1
Coding region: 1-450 (149 amino acids)
Source: RefSeq, a predicted model, not a curated record
AUGCCGAUUGCAGCUGCCCGUAAAUUGAUUCAACAAACCAGCAGCCCAACAACAUUCGCCAAUGUAGUCAAGGUCGACAAAAACCAACCGAGUUCAGUAGACAAUAGACAAGCGCCACCACUAACCGAAACCAAACAGAAGGAUGAAAAAACACAGCAGCAGCAGCCAACACAACAGAAGCGUACUAAUCAACCAACUAUUCACCUCAAACCAGCCUCUCCUCCACGGAAACGGAUUACUCCUCAACCCUCACCGGCACAAUCAUCGGAUGAGGCAGAUGACCGCGGAAACGCAAAAGGAUCCCCCAGUACCCUACCAAGGGAACAGUUAAUUUUAAAAUCCCCCAUUCCUUCCCAACGCUCUCUUCCCUCUCCUUACCCCUUCCAACCUCCCCCUAGUCUUAAGAAAACCCCUGACCCUCGGCCCACUAAAACUCAUACCAAAAAGUAA